UUCUCCUUCACGAAGACCCCGAAGCGUGUGAUCCAGAGGGCCUUCAUGGCCAGCAGCACCCCCGAGGACAAGAGCCCCGCCCCCCCCCUCUGAGCUCCGCCCCCGCCUGGGCAGCUCUGCAACGAUGUCGCUCCCACGCUCCAGCUCCACGUUCAACGUGAGCGGGGGGGGGCGGAACGCGGUCGUGCAGCGGUCGAACUCCCUCGACCCCUCGCCCCGCCCCCGCGUGUCCAUCUGCAUCCGAGCCCCGAGCAGCCCUGACCGCGCCCCCUAUAGCACGGCUCCGCCCCCGGCCACGCCCACUGUCACCCUGGCUCCGCCUCCUGUGGCCUGCCGGGGCCCCGCCCCUCCUGCAGACCCCCGAAAGACCAGCGCUGCCCCCCGCAGGGAGACCCUGCUGUAGCCCCAACGCACAUGGCCCACUCUCCCUCCAUGGUCAAUCUGCCCUCCAUGUUCGAGAGGAAGUACCACACCUUCAGCCGAUCCACCACCCAUCUCAUCUGACCACCCGCGACUGCGUGUGACUGCCCUAAAUCAAUCUGCGUCUGCGCAGGUCUGCGCUAAAACACCCAGCGACUGCGCAGGUCUGCGCUAAAACACCCAGCGUCUGCGCAGGUCUGCGCUAAAACGCCCAGCGUCUGCGUAGGUCUGCGCUAAAACACCCAGCGACUGCGCAGGUCUGCGCUAAAACACCCAGCGUCUGCGCAGGUCUGCGCUAAAACACCCAGCGUCUGCGCAGGUCUGCACUAAAACGCCCAGCGUCUGCGCAGGUCUACGCUAAAACGCCCACCCUCUGAAACGGUACACACAUCAUCCGGGCCUGUCAGUCACUCAUCCGGGCCUGUCAGUCACACAUCAUCCGGGCCUGUCAGUCUUUAGGUAGCACGCAUACGGACCCAUGCCGUCGAACGUGAAAAAUGAAGUUUAUAUAUGUUUAUAUAUCUAUCUGUCAUAUAUAUUAGUUUUGUGUCUUUUUUCUCGCACGUACAUUGAGUGACACUUAGCAGUGAUUUGUAGAAGGACAGAUUUAUUUUCACUAAUUAAUUAUUAAUUAAAAGUAUGUCUAUGUUUUGUGGGAACAUGCCAGCUUUUUUCAUUAACGUAACGCACACAUUGUCCAGCUUUUAUAAAGCUCUAGAAUAUUAACUUUUAAAAUGUCUGAUCAGGACGAAAGUCAGUUUCUCUCUGAAGCAGUUUUUUAGCGGAGGGGGGGCGGGUGAUGGUGCAUGUUCCUGUUCCAGUGUCCUCUACGUCAAAAGUGCCUGUUUCCCUUUCUCAGUAUUUAUAUGUAAAUAUGAUUCUUUUUCCCCACAUCUGUCUGUGUUCUUAGUUCAGUUUUGUCCACAUGUUCUGAAUCAGAGGCACUUAUGCGUAUUUUAUGUGUGAUUAUACUGUUUUUAAAUAAAUGUGUUGUUUUUGUAUCGUAGUCUGCCAUGUACCGCUUGUCCUGGUGAAUCAGACUGGAAAAUAAGCACUACAUGUACGCAAUACUGAAUGAUUCUGACUGGUUUUAAACGGUCACAUUUUUAUUGCUGUUUAACCCGACACAUUUUACUCUUCAAUAAAAGGGAAGAAAUGUCCGUUUCCUUUUCCGGGGGCCGUGUUUGUUCCUCUUCUCUCCUGUGUGAAAUUUGGGGGCUCCCUGAUGACACCCCAGUUUAUCGGCCAGCCCCGGAUUUCUCGGGCGUGCGUAUUGAGACGUUUAGUCCGGGGGCGUGUUGGGCGAUGCUGAGUGUGUUGGGCGUUUAGUCCGGGGCGAUGCGGAGUGUUUGUGUGUCGGGCGUUUAGUCCGGGGCGAUGCGGAGUGUGUCGGGCGUUUGGCGGUUCUGCCCGUAAUGGCGGCUCUGGGGCGUCGCCCUGGCGGACAUUUUGUGCCCCUCCCCCCCGGGGUGCUCCGGCCGGGCCGUGUGAUUGGGCCUCCCCCCCCCCCCCCCCCCUCCCCACACUGAGCGCUGGACCAGCCUGAGGGUCCCUGAAUGCCCCCCCGCCCCACCGUGUAAAACACCGUGGCCAAACGGUGUUUGGAGCGGAUGAUGAGGGGGAGGGGGGUGUAUUUCUGUAUUUCUCGACAGCCAACAGCCGCAGCUGAGAAGCUAUAAAAAGAGUUCAUAUUUUGGAGGUUGUGCGUCAUGUGCUGUCAUUGUGGUGUUAUCAUUACUGUCCCUUAGAAUAAUAAUAAUUUGAAUAAUUUUCUGAUCUCUGAUACGAUCCGUGUCCAAACAUGGAAACUCAUCUUUAACUGCGUUGUGAAAGCAGCCGGGCUUCAGGUGCUGGUUCUCCCUGCGGGUUGGAGCUGAGGUUCUGUUCUCUCAGAACCGGCCCCACCGCUCCUGAAGAGACGCGUGAUCUCUGAUCCCCACGGCAACACCCCCGUCACACGUUCCUUCUCCUGUCGUGUCUUUCUACUGUUUUUUAUUUUGUAUACUCUGUGCUACUUUGUUUUGUGUACUUUGUGAUUGUAUUCUCUUCCUUUAUUUCUAUAAUAUAAUGUAUUUCCUGACAUGUAUCUUCAGGUUGGAGAAGCUGCUGAAAGGCAGGUCUUUAAACCUGAGAUUAAAUGAAGUAUUUUACAUGUUCUGUAAUUCCCUGUUUUUUUUUACACGUGGAGUUUUUCUGUGUGAUUUAACGGAUAAAGAGGCGUCCAAUAAAGUAAUGAGCUGCAGGCUCCUUGUUUCUGA
Messenger RNA from Conger conger (European conger), 2678 nucleotides. RefSeq lists its product as uncharacterized. The transcript has 3 exons. Lineage: Eukaryota; Metazoa; Chordata; Actinopteri; Anguilliformes; Congridae. Bases 125 to 403 code for a protein of 92 amino acids. The record is from RefSeq and is a predicted model, not a curated record.